AUGUCAAGCGAAUUCUACUCUCGGCUUUCUUCUGAUUUCGCUAAAAUGUUACAGGAUGGAGAAAAGUAUGAUUUAAUUAUUCAUGCUGGUGAAGGAGAAAACAGAAAGCAAUUCAAAGCGCAUACAUUGAUACUAACAACUCGAUCGAGCUACUUUAAAGCUGCAUUGUCUGAACAAUGGCUUAGAAAGACUGAUGAAUGUUACUAUUUUGAAAAGCCGAACAUUGAACCUGAGGUUUUUGAAAUUGUUCUAAAAUACUUGUACACUGGGCAUGUGGAUAUAACGAAAUGCGACGAUUCUACUAUUUUCAAACUGCUGCUAGCAUCCGACGAAUUGAACCUUGAUGAACUUCUUCAGUUUGCACUGGAUAAUCUUAUUGAAUCGAGAGCAACCUUCAUCUGCGCGCAACCUAUUCAUUUGCUCGCUUUAGUUUUGCGACUCGAGUCAUGCCGGAGACUUGACGCUUGUUUCGAAACAUGCUGUCAUAUGAAAUAUGCGAAAGAUGUAUCGGACAGGAGAGAAGAAGCAUGUCAUCUCAUUAGUCGAGAGUUGGAUAUACAUGAGGCAUCUGCUGCUGGUGACUUACAUAGGGUACAAGAACUAUUCCAGUUUCAUAGCGAAGGACGUUCCGAAGAUUUAUUUAUGUUUGCAAACGAUAUGAAAACGACUACUGGCCUCACGCCGUUGCAUUAUGCGGCUUCCAAAGGCCACUACGAAGUGGUAAAAUGGCUUGUCGAUACCGCAGGCGCUGUCGUUGAUUUGGAAGAUUUUACUGGAGAAACAGCACUUAUGAAAGCUUCGUUCAGAGGUUAUGCAUGCAUAGUAUCUUUCUUGCUUGAUCGUGAGGCUAAAGUGAAUCGGAAAGACUCUGAUGGAUGGACUGCACUUCAUAAUGCUGCGGCACAGGGCCAUCUUCGGAUCGCGAUGCAUUUACUUGAAAAUACAGACACCAUUGUCAACAUGGAAAAUGACCAAGGGUUCACCCCUUUGAUGAACGCUGCAGCACGAGGACAUUUGGAAAUUAUAGAAUAUUUGUUGGAAAUGAAUGCAAACCCGUUUGUCAAGAACGCGCACGGAGACACAGCAUAUGAUAUUGCAGCUAAAUCUCUAAACCGGCGUUUGUGUGAGACAUUGGAGGAGGGAGAACGCAAAUGGACGAAAAGAAACGGCGAACGCGAGCCGGCUUUUCCAUAUCAUAACGGGAAACUAUUGAUAGUUUAUGAGAAUCAGCGUGCGCCAGCAGGCAACGUUUUUCGAGGUUCACGUCACUUCUCGGAAUCGACACUUCUACCGAGUGAUCCUUGUGGUCCAUGGUCACUUCCGAACGGACAGCCCAUGACGAGAGCGAAUUUACUAUUGCCGUAUAAGAACUUGGGAUGGGCACAUACUAAGUGGGUAAUAGACAUGAGCGAGUCACAGUUAGAUGCGGAAGGAUGGCAAUAUGCCAAGGACUUUCAUGAUGACGUGUGGACAGCAUCGCCUAGCAGUAAGAGAGGAUCCUGUGUUAGAAGGAGAACACGGCUUUGUUAUAUGGGAUUGAGGGUCCCAGAUAUCUGA
This is a messenger RNA of Paraglomus occultum, 1557 nucleotides long. The record is from the annotation of a GenBank genome assembly. Lineage: Eukaryota; Fungi; Glomeromycota; Glomeromycetes; Paraglomerales; Paraglomeraceae.